AUGGAAUCUGACCGUGGUGAUCAGGGAUCCAUCGACUACCUGACACCUAGGCCAAGAUCAACCACCUUCAAAGAAGUCAUCUUCUAUCGAGUUUAUGAAGACUUUUAUUAUGCUAUACAGAUGGAUAACAGGUAAGAAUUUAGUAUUUAUUUAAAGAAUACGUUUGAUUUUACCAUAGUAUUAAUGUUAUCUUAGUUAUAGUAGCCCAUUGUUUAGUUAUAGUAGCCUACUAUUUAGUUACAGUAGCCAACUAUCUAGUUGUAGCAGCCACUAUCUAGUUACGGUAGCCCAUUGUUUAGUUACAGUAGCCAACUACCAACUUACUAGUUAUAGUAGCCAACUAUCUAUUUAUAGCGGCCAACUAUCUAGUUACAGUAGCCCAUUAUUUAGUUUCAGUAGCCAAAAGCCAACUAACUAGUUAUAGUAGCCAACUAUCUAGUUGUAGUGGCCAACUAUCUAGUUACAGUAGCCAACCAUCUAGUUACAGUAACCAACUAUCUAGUUAUAGUAGCCCAUUUCUUAGUUACAGUAGCCGUGCACCUUAUAUUUUUUUCAGUUUUCGCUACAACAAUCGCCAUUCACGAAUUGGACACAUCUACACCGCUCUUCGAAAGCGCUACGUUUCAUAA
Messenger RNA from Bursaphelenchus okinawaensis, 629 nucleotides. The record is from the annotation of a GenBank genome assembly. Lineage: Eukaryota; Metazoa; Nematoda; Chromadorea; Rhabditida; Aphelenchoididae.